Racocetra persica is the source of this 1158-nucleotide messenger RNA. The record is from the annotation of a GenBank genome assembly. NCBI's taxonomy places the organism in Eukaryota, Fungi, Glomeromycota, Glomeromycetes, Diversisporales, Gigasporaceae.
AGAAUUGAAGAGCAUAACGUUGACAAUACUGCUAACACACCAGAAAUGAUCAAGAAGUCGGAUUUGGCGAUUAUAUUUCGUACAUCUCGACUUUUACAUUUCUGUAGAACGCCAUUACAUUUUGGCGGUAAUGCAGAUUCAUUUACGCGUACAUCACCUACUCGUGAUUUCCAAACUUUAAGUGAUACUGCAUUUUCUCGUUGGUAUCAAGACAUGUCCGAAACAUUCUUACAAGAAUACUCUUCUUACCUUGAAGAAAUUGGUAUGCAAGUAGUAAUUGGAGGCAAAUCUGGCGUAAAUUUAGUUGACGAUGGGACAUCAAAGUCAUCUGCUACAGAAAAUGUGCUUGCCAAUUCUCCUGCUGUAUUCUUGCUAAAAGUGCUUCAAGGAGGUUCUAUCAUGUGUGAAGUUCGAAUUCAAGGUGUUUUUGUAAGUGUGACCCUAUAUAUACUCAAUCAAGGACAGCAUCUACCGUCACUAGGAUUUUCUGACGUUGAUAGUGACCGUGGAAACCUGAGGAUAUUUACUGAGGAAUGUGGACGAUUCAGAAAAAUGAUUCAUGUAAAUUCUUUUGUUUAUGACUUCCAUCUACGUUAUAUAAAACGUGUAUUGGAAUCUCAAUCACAAACCUCCCCAGCCUUUAAUGUUUUGGAUGUUAUUAAUGCGUUCAUUCGCCGUAAUCGCCAACCUGCGCAUUUUUCACGUAAUCGUAUUUAUCACGAUAGCUAUGAUAAAGAAUUAGGAUCGAUACCUGAUAGUUUAUAUAAAUUUAUAAUAUCAGCACCCCAACGAUACGGGUUUAGACCAAUAAAUUUUAAUGGUGAACCAAUCGCUUGUUUUACGACGUCUAUAUGUGGAGACCAAUGCUCCUUAGAAUCUUGCGAUCUAUGUUCAAUUUUAGGAAAUGAUACACCACAAAUCACGUUAGUUUUUACUUCUUCGAACCAGGCACCCACGGCAGGAACUACAUCUUUGGAAUAUUUUGUAAUCGUGGUGAACGAUCAUUAUGUGCCCCUUGAUUCUACUUUAAAUGUUAGGGAUUCCUAUCGCGGUUAUAUAUACCAAGCAUCAGAUAUUUAUUCAAACAAUGAUCUCGGAGAAAAGAAAUAUGCCCUAAUAAACCGUACUCGUGAAAGACUUAAGUUGGUUAUAAAUCAA